AGCAAAUUAUUUUCUGAGGAUCAGUUGGCGAAGAAAACUUAGGAGAGCUAAAGAAUUUGUAAGCUAGCCAUGGCAGUAGCUGCGUUGUGCAGAUUCUUGGCCUUUCUAUUCCUUUUGCUUCGCUCUUUAGUUUGUUCAUCACUCUCGUUUGAUCUGCCAAGCAUUGGUCCUGAGGAUAAAGAUGUGCACAUUAAAGUGGAAGGAAAUGCAACCAUCACAAACCAGGGCAUCCAACUCUCAUCGGAGUCGCAAAACGAAGCCAGUCGAGCCAAGUAUGUUGAAUUGUUGCACCUAUGGGAUGAGGCUUCUGGAGAUUUAGCCGAUUUUACCACCCAUUUCACUUUCAACAUCGACUCAAAUGGUAGCACGAACUAUGGUGAUGGAAUGACCUUUUUCUUGGCUAAUUUUUCCACCCCAAUCGAUAUAAAGCUCACUUAUGGCGGCGGCCUUGGCCUAAUGAAUGGGUAUAAAGCAUCUGCAGAGCCUUUCGUUGCUGUGGUGUUCGAUACAUUCUCAAACAGUAUGGAUACGCAAAUGACAAAUGUAAGUAUCAUCGUUAAUUCUGUACUAUCACCCGAGGAGAGCACAGUAUGGUGGAACAACAUUACACAGGGGAAGAAUAACAAUGCUUCCAUAACAUAUAAUGCUACUUCCAAGAUUCUUCAAGUUGUUUUUACAGGAUUCUGGAAGGGCCAGUACUUGACAGGCAACCUAGCCAUAUUGUUGAUCUGUCUAAAUACUUGCCCGAAUUCGUUAACUUUGGCUUCUCAGCUGCAACAGGAGUUUCCAGUGAGAGAACCACUGUCAGGUCAUGGCAGUUCAAUUCCACUUCACUGAGGUCAGACAGUGUUUCUGUGUCUCCAGCUCCAGCUCCAAGUCCUCUCACUACCCAAAACCAUAAUAAUAUUAGUAGUUUAGUCAAUCCU
Molecule: messenger RNA, 926 nt
Organism: Ipomoea nil (Japanese morning glory)
Lineage: Eukaryota; Viridiplantae; Streptophyta; Magnoliopsida; Solanales; Convolvulaceae
Product: lectin beta-1 and beta-2 chains-like
Exons: 3
Coding region: 70-837 (255 amino acids)
Molecular function (GO): carbohydrate binding
Source: RefSeq, a predicted model, not a curated record